Cooperia oncophora is the source of this 639-nucleotide messenger RNA. NCBI's taxonomy places the organism in Eukaryota, Metazoa, Nematoda, Chromadorea, Rhabditida, Trichostrongylidae. The record is from the annotation of a GenBank genome assembly.
AUGGUAGCACAAAACCAGCCGUUGGUUGGUGGACCACAACAAGGCAGUCCUCAACAAGGUGUACAGAACGUGAAUAUGCAGUCGCCGCUACAAUCCCCACUACACUAUCCUAUGCAAAGUUAUGGCCCUAUGCAGUCGCCAAUGGGUUCACCAAUGGGCUCGAGUCUGAUACUCGAUGAAAGAACAACGCCGAUGAUGGAGUUGAGUCCGCCAGGCAUGCAUGAUCCGUGCAGUGAGGCUGGUAGUCUGCCGAAUCUUCAGCAUCACGGGAUGACACCACAUCAACAACCUCCACCGUUCUAUCAUCAAACGGUAGGUCAACGUCAUAGCACAGGAGGCGCGCUUGUAGGUGCGCCACGGCUUGCACCAUCAACUCGGACGCCUGAAAGUCAAUCGGCUCCUACUUCACCGGCAAACAAUCUUGAUCCAUCGCAACAACUUCAGUGGCAUGGUACCAGAACGUUUUCAAACUCACCCGAGUCAUUAGACAUUCCUCGAUUAGUGCUGACGAAUCCCGAGGGAACGAAUGGUUCUCAUUUCGAGUGCUUCAACGAUCUGUCACAUAUCACCUUGGACGCGAACGAUAUGCAAAUGCUAUGCAAUGGCACUGGAAAUGGUAACCCGACUCAGCAGGUAUGA